GCCCCGCCCCCAGACCCUCGGAGAACAUACCAUAAUACCCACCACGUCUGACUGAUUCAAGGAGCCGGCUAACUCCAGCUCAACGACCAUAACGUGUCAAAAGUCGCGAAAUUUGGCGGGGAAAUAUAAAGUUAACUUUUAAGUAGAACUUUCGUCGAGUUCUACUGGUUUCUGCCGGAGAAGUUCCGAGAAGCGGAAAGAGAGUGUUUCAUUGAGCGUGCCACAAGUUUGGUGUGUCAUUAAUGGCGACAGCUACCUGAAACUACCAGAAAAAAAGAGGUGGAGGUUUGAAAGGAGGGUUCGCUCGUCUCUCUGCCGGCGGCUGACAGAGGACACCGACGGAGUUCACCGUUCUGCCCGUCUGGAAAAUCAGGAUGUUGUCUCGGCUGAGGGAGCUUCUCUGGGCCGACUGGAUCUGGUUUCCUGAAGGCCACGGCUGGGCCGAUCUCACAGACAAGGAUGGGGUCAUCUUCCCCAAAGCUCAGGACCUGUGGGCCGUCGUCCCCAUCGCGCUCUGCUUUCUCGUCGUAAGGCAAAUAUUUGAGAGGACGGUAGCCAUUCCUCUCGCCUCCUUGCUGGGGAUCAGAGACAAAGAAAGGGUGUGUGCGGCACCUAACCCAGUUCUGGAAUCAUACUUCUGCAACACAUCAAAGCAUCUGACUCAGAGUUCAGUGGAGGAUUUAUGCAAGCAGACAGGCUGUUCAGUGCGACAGAUCCAGAGAUGGUUCAGGCGGCGGAGGAACCAAGAGCGGCCCAACAAGUUGAAGAAGUUCUGUGAAGCAUGUUGGAGAUUCACAUUUUACCUUCUGGCUUUCUUUGCUGGACUGCUGGCUCUGAUUGAUAAACCAUGGUUCUACGAUCUGAAGCUGAUGUGGGAGAACUUCCCAAAAAUGCCUCUGGACACUUCCCAGUACUGGUAUUACAUGAUGGAACUGGGCUUUUACCUCUCGCUGGUUUUCAGUAUUGCUUCAGACGUCAAACGUAAGGAUUUCAAAGAACAAAUUGUUCACCAUGUGGCCACCAUCAUGCUCAUCAGCUUCUCCUGGCUGGUCAACUAUAUCAGAGGAGGCACUCUGAUCAUGCUGGUACACGAUGCAUCUGAUUAUCUGAUGGAGUCGGCCAAGAUGUUCAACUACGCAGGUUGGAGGAGAACCUGCAACAUCAUCUUCACCGUGUUUGCUGCAGUUUUUAUCGUCACUCGGCUUGUCAUCUUGCCCUUCUGGAUCAUACACACAACGUGGGUCUACCCUCUGACCCUUUACAAGCCUUUCUUUGGCUUCUACUUCUUCAACGGACUUCUGAUUGUGCUGUUGGUUCUGCACGUGUUCUGGGCCGUUCUCAUCCUGCGCAUGGUGGUCAAGUUCCUGCCAGCCAACCAAAUCGUUGAAGAUGAGCGGAGCGACAAAGAGGAAACUGAAUCGGAUGACGAGGAUCAUGUGGAGAGAAAGGACACAUACAAAAACGGCUACAUACAAAACGGGCACACGCCACUCAACAACAACAGAAGAAGGAAGGGAGACUGAUGAGAGGGUCAAACUGGACUGUAAGAAGAAGAAGAAGAAGAAGAAGAAUGGUAUUGUGACUCUGGUCUCACACAGAGUCACAUCCACACUAAUUUCUGAGGCUGGUUACAACUCAUGAUUCCACAUCCCAGUGGGUUGCACUAAAUUUCACAAACCCCUUCGAGUCACUGUGCUCGAAGGUCAUCUCGUGUCCUGCAUAUUUGCUUGUAGCUUCAGUGGUGUUACCAGAGGUGGCACUGCAGUUUGCACAGCCUAUCUGACUAGCAUUGGCAGCACUGCAACUUGACUGCUGAUUUUGAGCUGAGCUGACCAUGAUGUCCAUGAUGACUUGUCACUUCACGUCAGCAUGUUGAUUUCAACGCCCCAUGAAGCCAAAAUAAAUCAGAUUUGAUGUUUUAGAUGUUUGAAGCUGCCACCUCAACAAUGAUUUGUGUUUCCUUCGCUGAAACGCACUGCGCUUUUGUUUGUUGUAAAAGUUUGGACUUUUAUGUUUUAAUCAUUUCUGGUUCUGGAGCAAGGUGUUGCAAAUGAGAGUGAAUGUGCAAGUGAGAGCUUCAAAAAGAGUCCAACAUGUCUCUUCUCAGUGUUGUUUUUCACCCGGAGUCCUCCUAAGAUGCACUUUAUAGUUUUGGUCACCAUCUCUGACUAUGAAAACAAAGUGUUGCCUAUGUGUUUCUCCACUCGGAAAGUUCAGGUCUCGUUCUGUUUUUUUUUUUGUUCGCAGCCUCUUGGCAUUUGUAAAAAAAAAACGCGCCAAAGAAUCACCAAAUUUGUAAAGUGCCUUCAUCAUUUCAUCCGUUGUCAUUGGUUGUCAACAGUGUUGCGACGUCCAAUCGCUCCUCUCAAGAGCUGAAAGUUUUUAUUCUGCUUUUUUGUUGCUGAGUUGUUUCAUGCUGAUGAUUGACUACAACAACAACAAUAAUAAUAAUAAUAAUUGUUGAUAUCUACUGUGUGUUUUUGUUGUUCUUCUCUCCAUAACAAGUGAGAUAUCUCCACACCAGUCGCAGAAGCUUCUGCAGGCUGAC
Molecule: messenger RNA, 2548 nt
Organism: Synchiropus splendidus (mandarinfish)
Lineage: Eukaryota; Metazoa; Chordata; Actinopteri; Syngnathiformes; Callionymidae
Gene: cers2a
Product: ceramide synthase 2a
Exons: 11
Coding region: 375-1523 (382 amino acids)
Biological process (GO): ceramide biosynthetic process
Cellular component (GO): membrane
Molecular function (GO): DNA binding; sphingosine N-acyltransferase activity
Source: RefSeq, a predicted model, not a curated record